Mustela lutreola (European mink) is the source of this 1015-nucleotide messenger RNA. It is a transcript of the gene PLSCR5, whose product is annotated as phospholipid scramblase family member 5. Gene Ontology annotation, biological process: plasma membrane phospholipid scrambling. Gene Ontology annotation, cellular component: plasma membrane. Bases 1 to 954 code for a protein of 317 amino acids. The transcript has 7 exons. Gene Ontology annotation, molecular function: phospholipid scramblase activity. The record is from RefSeq and is a predicted model, not a curated record. Lineage: Eukaryota; Metazoa; Chordata; Mammalia; Carnivora; Mustelidae.
AUGGUGUUACACAGUCUUCCUCCCCAGUUUGUUGAUGGAGGUUCCGUUCAGGGCACUUCUCCACUUCUCCAAGAGGAGGAGUACUUGAGCCCCUAUGCUUUUUGUCUGCCCAGAUCUGAGAAGUUCAGGAUGGGUCCUGUGGAGAAGCAAACUGCUAAUAUUGAUGCGCAGAACCAAAGAAGUAGAGGUUUGCCUGGCUUUCUUCCUGGAGCUCCAGACCCUGACCACAAUUUUCAGGUCUCACUUCCCAACCCAGGGAACCAAGUGUGGCAGCCAGCUCUCCCUCCACCAGGCAGUCUCCCUCCUGGUCUAGAAUAUUUAAGCCAGUUAGACCUGAUAAUUAUACACCAGCAGGUGGAGCUUCUUGGAAUGAUACUUGGCACUGAGACUUCCAACAAAUAUGAGAUUAAAAACAGCCUGGGACAAAGAAUUUACUUUGCAGUGGAGGAAAGCAUCUGCUUUAAUCGUACCUUCUGUUCCACGCUGCGAUCUUGCAGUCUAAAGAUCACGGAUAACUCAGGUCAGGAGGUGAUUGCAGUACACAGGCCUCUGAGGUGUAACAGCUGCUGGUGCCCUUGCUACCUGCAAGAGUUAGAAAUCCAAGCCCCUCCUGGUACUAUAGUUGGUUAUGUUGCACAGAAGUGGGACCCCUUUCUGCCUAAAUUCACAAUCCAAAAUGCAAACAAAGAAGAUAUUUUGAAGAUUGUUGGUCCUUGUGCACCAUGUGGCUGUUUUGGCGAUGUGGAUUUUGAGGUGAAGACCAUUAAUGAAAAGCUUACAAUUGGGAAGAUUUCGAAAUACUGGUCAGGUUUUGUCAAUGAUGUCUUCACCAAUGCUGACAACUUCGGAAUUCAUGUUCCUGCAGAUCUAGAUGUAACAGUCAAAGCAGCGAUGAUAGGUGCUUGUUUUCUCUUUGAUUUUAUGUUCUUUGAACAUUCACUGGCUGGAUUAUAACAAGCAAGAUGACAAAAACAAUAAAAUAUGCAAGAACCUAUUUCAGUAGGUAAACUUUAAA